AGCUAUGAAAACUAGUCAAACCUGAUUGGUCAACAAGUUGAAACUGUGAUAUGUAUACAUUUAGACACAUCUGUCUGCAGACAAAGAGAGGCAAACUGUUGUCAAAAACUCAGGAAAGAAGGUUUAUACUGUAGUUGAAGGAACGUGAAGGUGCUGACAUGAAGUUGAGACUGUUGGCGGUGGUGACUGUGGCGCUUCUGGUGCUCAGCCCAUCCGAGGCCCAGACCAUCUCCAAAUGCGAGCUGAAAGACAAGCUUGAGGCAGCGAUCACCCUGCCCAGAAUCCUUCAAAGAUUCAAGGAAAGACUCCUGGCAAUAGUUGUCUGUCACAUGGAGCUGGUGUCAGAGUUUCCCAGGAUGGAAGACCAAAACAGUAGGGAGAUCACAAUAUGGCCCCUCUCCGGGGAGCCUCCAACGACAACCUGGCCUACACCACCAACCCGCCUGGAUGAGCCUGAGGACCCUUUAAUCCCAAUAUGGCAGAACGACAGGCAGCGACGGGCCGUCAACAAGCCUACACCAUCCACUCAUCCUAAAACGUCCAUUAAUCCCAAAACAUCCAUUAAUCCCAAAGCAUCCCCUCGUCCCAACACAUCCACUCGUCCCAACACAUCCCCUCGUCCCAACACAUCCCCUCGUCCCAAAACAUCCCCUCGUCCCAACACAUCCACUCUUCCCAACACAUCCACUCACCACAACACAUCCACUCUUCCCAACACAUCCCCUCGUCCCAACACAUCCACUCGUCCCAACACAUCCACUCGUCCCAAAACAUCCCCUCGUCCCAACACAUCCACUCUUCCCAACACAUCCACUCACCACAACACAUCCACUCAUUCCAACACAUCCAUUCAUUCCAACACAUCCACUCAUCCCAACACAUCCACUCACCCCAACACAUCCCCUCGUCCCAACACAUCCACUCACCACAACACAUCCAUUCAUUCCAACACAUCCACUCAUCCCAACACAUCCACUCUUCCCAACACAUCCACUCUUCCCAACACAUCCCCUCGUCCCAACACAUCCACUCGUCCCAACACAUCCACUCAUUCCAACACAUCCAUUCAUUCCAACACAUCCACUCUUCCCAACACAUCCACUCUUCCCAACACAUCCACUCUUCCCAACACAUCCACUCACCACAACACAUCCAUUCAUUCCAACACAUCCACUCAUCCCAAAACAUCCCCUCGUCCCAACACAUCCACUCGUCCCAACACAUCCACUCGUCCCAACACAUCCACUCGUCCCAAAACAUCCCCUCGUCCCAACACAUCCACUCUUCCCAACACAUCCACUCUUCCCAACACAUCCACUCACCACAACAUAUCCACUCAUUCCAACACAUCCAUUCAUUCCAACACAUCCACUCAUCCCAACACAUCCACUCUUCCCAACACAUCCCCUCGUCCCAACACAUCCACUCGUCCCAACACAUCCACUCGUCCCAAAACAUCCCCUCGUCCCAACACAUCCACUCUUCCCAACACAUCCACUCAUUCCAACACAUCCAUUCAUUCCAACACAUCCACUCAUCCCAACACAUCCACUCACCCCAACACAUCCACUCAUUCCAACACAUCCAUUCAUUCCAACACAUCCACUCAUCCCAACACAUCCACUCACCCCAACACAUCCACUCAUUCCAACACAUCCACUCAUUCCAACACAUCCACUCACCCCAACACAUCCACUCAUCCCAACACAUCCACUCAUUCCAACACAUCCACUCAUCCCAACACAUCCACUCAUUCCAACACAUCCAGUCAUCCCAACACAUCCACUCACCCCAACACAUCCAGUCAUCCCAACACAUCCACUCACCCCAACACAUCCACUCAUCCCAACACAUCCACCGACCCUACAGACCAGGCCCAGCCUGGAAACUCUUCAACUACAAUCCGUCCCAGGCAGCGACGGGGUGUCAGGCAGCUUCCAUCCAACAACACUGGUCCUACACCAUCCACCCACCCUCCACACCUGGACGAGAAGGUCUGGGCACUCUAUGGUCUUUUCCAGCUCAGCAGUCACCUGGUCUGCAGCAAUGGCACGACUCCAUCACCCAACAUCUGUGGGAUGGACUGCAACAACUUGAUUGAUGACAACAUAAGUGAUGACAUCAGCUGUGUGAUGAUGAUCUUCAAACAGCUGAUCAUCAAGAUCAUCUACCAGCAACAGUGCAGUAAUCAGAAUCCCUCUGAGUACUUUGCUGAAUGCUCUUAACCUAAAUACAUUUAGUGCCAAAGCUAUCACUGGAAGGAUUCACUACCUCCCAAAUGAGUGGCCAGUGAUUUAUGGCAAUAAUAAAGUGAAGCAUGUUGCUCUGGCUCUGUUUAUGUGAUAUCUAUAAACCAAAAAUUAAGCCUGCCACAUAGCAUUGGGCACAAGACCGAUGAAGGAAUUUCCACAGAAACAAUGAAAAUGGUCGAAAGAUUGGUUCUAUAAAUAUUAUGUGUUAUUAUUGCUUCAGCAGCAAUAAUGAAUUCCAUUAUUUUGUUAUUAGGUUGUAUGAUUUGAGUCACCAGCACACUACCAACAAGUCAAGAGUCCUAUAUUUAACAAAUGUAAGAGACCCUAAAUAGGUGGGGCUGAAUCCGACAUUUCACUGUAUAUUUAUUAUUGUUUUUGAUCUUCCC
This is a messenger RNA of Micropterus salmoides (largemouth bass), 2638 nucleotides long. RefSeq names its product mucin-5AC-like. Bases 159 to 2225 code for a protein of 688 amino acids. Lineage: Eukaryota; Metazoa; Chordata; Actinopteri; Centrarchiformes; Centrarchidae. The transcript has 5 exons. The record is from RefSeq and is a predicted model, not a curated record.